UCUAAGUGCAUUUAUCUUUGAAAGCAAUUUUAAACAACUCAGAUAGAAAAUGAUACCGCUGAUCAUCCAAAUUCGGUGUUGGCUGUUGGAAACAAAAGUGUGGAGAUUUGUAGGCUUUGUUUCCGCUGCUGUUGGACUGAUUUGUUAUGCUCUAAGCUCUUCUUUCAACCAUCUAUUUGGAAAUUGGAAUUUGUUGAAGGUAAUUCUUUAUACUCUUUCCAGUUUCAUCAUCUGCCUCCUGAUUUUGUAUGCAAAUACAUGGCAAAACUCUAGAAGUCUUCGGUUCAAAGCUCAUACAGCUUUUCUAGUAUUGACAAUCACUGCUGUCUAUUCAUUUUUCUCUGAUAAAAUUAUGAAUGGAAAACCAGAUGCAUAUACUCUAAUUUCGUGUACUUCUUUUUCUAUGAUGUCACUUAGCUUGUCGAGGCAAAUUCAGUGUGGAUUUGAAGUUGAUCUUAUGUACUUUUAUCUAGGAUGUUUAAUUGUACAACUCAUGAAGAUUAAAUUGUCGUUAGCUAUUGUUGGAGUUUGUUAUAGCUACUGUGUUAUUAUUCUUCGGUCUUCAUUCUCUUCCUUAAAUGUUACACAAGAAACUCAAUGUCUUGGACUUGAAGAACAACAUGUGAUCAUUCAAGUUGAUUCACAACAUAAAAAUACCAAUAGUCAUGACAACAUCAUGCAAGAGUUCAUGACUUGUAUGAACGAGCUUAAGCAGAACAAUUCAAAUAUUGCCAAUAAGUUUUUGGAGAAGGUAAAAGGGAACGGUAAAUUGGUAGUGACUGAUCACAACUUCAUAAUUGAUGCCCUGCCAAAUGAAACAAUCAAUCAUCUUCAUAAAACCGUGAAAAUGAUGGUGGAUGCUGGGUUUGAGAAGGAGUGCUCUGAUUUGUACAUUAGUUUGCGUAAAGAAUGGUUGGAAGAUUUGUUAAUAAAUAAAUUAUUAAGGUUGGGAAAAAUGGGAUUUCAGGAUUACAUGCUUGGAAGAUGGAUUAAAGCUUCUAAGGUAUGUCUUAAAAUACUAUUUCCAAGUGAGCGUCGACUCUACGAUCGUGUCUUCUCAGAAUCAACCAAUGAAGCAUCUAAUCUUUGUUUCUUGGAGGUUUGUUAUGGAGCGACGAUACAACUUUUGAAUUUCGCAGAUUUGUUUGUCAAUCAAAGUCCUUCAACGUGGCGUUUAUUUAAACUCAUUAGCAUGUUUGAGACGUUGCGCGAUCUGAUUCCUGAGUUUGAAUCAUUGUUUCCAAGUUCGUUGGUGAACGAAGUAAUACAAAUAAAGAAUAGAUUGGGUGAAGUUAUUUCAAGUGAAGAUAAUUCCCCCUCAUCAAUUGAAGAGAUGCAAAUUUAGUUAGAUAGACAAAGGAGGGUAGAGAUAAUUAAUUAAUUACUGAUUAUUUACUUCGGAGUUUAUAGGAAGUUUAGUUAUAAAUGUUAUUACUUGAUAUGUUUGUACCCUAUGUAUAGCUUAGCUUAUGGUGGAAAACAUGUGAUUGGGUAAAUCUGCAAGUGCACGGUUUACCGAAGUAGUAAAAAGAGAGUAUUGUUCCA
Medicago truncatula (barrel medic) is the source of this 1545-nucleotide messenger RNA. RefSeq lists its product as uncharacterized. The coding region runs from base 50 to 1345 and encodes 431 amino acids. Gene Ontology annotation, biological process: exocytosis. The transcript has a single exon. NCBI's taxonomy places the organism in Eukaryota, Viridiplantae, Streptophyta, Magnoliopsida, Fabales, Fabaceae. Gene Ontology annotation, molecular function: phosphatidylinositol-4,5-bisphosphate binding. Gene Ontology annotation, cellular component: exocyst. The record is from RefSeq and is a predicted model, not a curated record.